This is a messenger RNA of Phalacrocorax carbo (great cormorant), 5337 nucleotides long. The record is from RefSeq and is a predicted model, not a curated record. Lineage: Eukaryota; Metazoa; Chordata; Aves; Suliformes; Phalacrocoracidae.
CCCGAGAGCUCCUGCCGCCCGGCGCCGCCGCCAUUUUGGUGCUCGGCUCUGAGAGGGGAGGGAACCCAGCGGAGAAAGUGGGAGCGCGGCGCCUCUGCCUCCCCCGCCCCCCGUCUGGCUCCGGCCUGAGGCACCACACCAGGCUGCUUUUGCCACCUUUCCGGGCCGCUUGUCCUUGUCGGCCGCUGCUGCUCUCCGCCACCCGCCCGGCCGGGCCCGCCGCAGGCCUGAGAGAGAGGCGGGAAGGAUGCCCUGCACACCCCGCCGCUGAGGGAGACUCGGGGGCCCUGACCGCCGCGUCUGGCCAGCCCCACCCCAGCCACUCCUCGGUUCUUCGCCUCCAGAGGCACGGAGCUUCUUUCUCCCUUAUCCACCUUUCCCUGGGCUUCCUAUCUUCUGGGCCGGGCACUAGCCGCUUCCUCCUAGCCCCCAGCCCGCUCCGCCUCCCAGGCCUCCUUGCUGAGGCCUUCCCUUCCCUUCUCCGGGUUUCUUCCUCCACCUGGACCUUCGGGCUCUUCACCUUACUUCCCCUUCUCCCUUCCCCUUCCCCUCCCGGAGCCAUGUCCUCCGCUGCUCGUUUCGAUUCGUCGGAUCGUUCCAGCUGGUACGUGGGCCCGGUGUCUCGGGCGGAGGCGCAGACGCGGUUGCAAGGGCAGCGGCAUGGCAUGUUCCUGGUGCGGGACUCGUCCACCUGCCCGGGGGACUACGUGCUCUCCGUGUCCGAGAACUCCCGGGUUUCCCACUACAUCAUUAACUCCCUGCCCAACCGCCGCUUUAAGAUCGGCGACCAGGAGUUUGAUCACCUGCCCGCCCUGCUGGAGUUCUACAAGAUCCACUACCUGGACACCACCACCCUCAUCGAGCCUGCGCCUAGGUAUCCAAGUCCACCAAUGGGAUCCGGAUCUGCCCCUGCUAUGCCCACUGCAGAAGAAAACGUGGAGUAUGUUCGGACUCUCUAUGACUUUCCUGGCAAUGAUGCUGAGGACCUUCCAUUUAAAAAGGGUGAGAUACUGAUAAUUGUAGAGAAGCCAGAAGAACAGUGGUGGAGUGCCAGAAACAAGGAAGGUCGGAUUGGGAUGAUUCCUGUUCCUUAUGUAGAAAAGGUAGUUGUAUCUUCUCAUGGGAAGCAUGGAAACAGGAAUUCCAACAGUUAUGGUAUUCCAGAACCUGCCCAUGCUUAUGCUCAGCCUCAAACCGCAAGUCCCCUUCCCUCUGUAUCCAGUACACCUGGAGCGGUGAUCAAUCCUCUGCCAUCAACACAGAAUGGACCAGUCUAUGCCAAAGCUAUCCAAAAGAGGGUACCCUGUGCUUAUGACAAGACUGCGCUGGCAUUAGAGGUUGGAGAUAUUGUGAAGGUUACAAGGAUGAAUAUAAACGGUCAGUGGGAAGGAGAAGUCAACGGUCGAAAAGGGCUCUUCCCAUUCACGCAUGUCAAAAUAUUUGACCCUCAAAACCCAGAUGAGAAUGAAUGAUUUCUUCUGCCCAAUUUACACUGCUGCUUCAUUUUCCUGGCUAUCAUUGGCAUUGUUUGAGGUGGGAUGAUGACUUAAUGGCACAUCGCUAGCAUUGCCCAUUUUCCAGCUUGAUGCAGUUUGACAGCUCUUUUCUUACACAUUUGGAAUACAUACCACUGAAGUCACUGUCUAACCUUCAUACCAUAGUUGUGUCAUCCAGAAUGUAGUUUCACUUUUAAAACUCUACUGGGCCUUAAGCUGGAGAGGAUUGAUAUAUAACAGAGAAGAAUGGGAAGAAAACCUUUCCUGUUGAGACUUCCAUGGACUUUCUCUGGCUUGCUCAGUAGGAAGAGCCCUAAUCUUAGAUCAAACCUGCAACUUGUGCAUUACUGUUCAACAAAAAGCAACAACAAAAAUGCAAUUUUAGGACUGAAGAAGACUUAAUUUUAAGAGAACCUGUCUGAAGGUAGUACACUUAAAAUAACGGUCUCUUUAAAGGAUGAUAAUUGAAGCUUAUGUAUUCUAAGCAGUUGUAUUAGAAGCUGCUCUUUUCUGUUAACUCUUAAGCUUGUUGUUGACCUUCCUGAAACGGUGUGUAUUAAAUGCAAAUAACCAUUGAUUGAGCUGCAUUGAAGCUGAGGCAUUUAUUUAUAAGGAAACUUAGGAGGGGUGGAUACUUGCAAUCUGCUUUUGACAUACUUAAUGCAUUUCUGUUGACUUUUGCAAGCACUAACUGCAGAAUGUGAGCUUUAAAGGGAAAGACUUUGGCCUAAUCUAUAUAGAGCUCUUCUGCAGUGUUGAAAGUAUAGUUUUACUAGUGUAGAAGUGCUUGUCACCAAGCUGUUACUUGAUAGACAAAUUGAUCAGAUUGCCAUGGUAUGGAGAGGUAGGAGUGGAGUGGGACAGAAGAAUUUCCAAUACUGAUAGAAUCCUCUUAUUUAAACAUAUACCUUUUAUACCCAUUUCUCUACAGGCUCCCUUAUCUCUCCAAAGUUUCCUAGCUAUGCCAGCCCCAGCUUGUUGAAAGCUUGUUUUCAAACACAGUACCUUUUUUUCUGGGGUGUUUCCAUGUUGCUGUGCUUUUCCAGAGCUGCUUUCAUCUUCUUUUUUUUUUUUCUCCUUUCCCCUCCCUCUUUUCCUUGCCUGCAUCCCAAGCCCUCUGCAUGCUGCCAUCUUCCCCCCCCCCCCAAAUGAGUUGGCUCUGGUUUAUAUAUGCCCCAGAUUCCCCUGCUCCCAGCAUCUUCUAGAAGAUGGUUAAUUGGAGUCAGCUGCCUGGGUUCCCACAUGUGAUAAAUUAAUGCUCAGGCUGGAGGAGGCCACAAAGGUGUCUUAUUAUCAGAAUAGCUUCUUUCCCUUUUUCUGUACACAAGCUAUACUGCUGUAAUGGUACUUACAGUAGGGAGCUAUAUGGCUGCAGCUAAAUAAGUACAGCCCAUGCCAGCAGGUUAAGUUCUCAGCCUGUGUACAGGAUAUGAAAACUUAGGUACAGUGGUAGCCUGUGCCACCUUCUUUACAUGUGUUUUGUAGGUGAACUGGAAUGCUCCUUUAAAAAUAAUUGAACACUGAAUUGACAGAAUACAUGUCUGCAAAGACUACAACUAACCUCCCUUUUUGGACAGCCUGGUUAAAGAAAAAUGCCUGUUGUAGAAGCUGACAGGAAAACAGCAGCCCCCCAUUUUUUUUCUCAACUUUUGAAGCCUGUCAGUUGUAGCAAAAUGAGAAACUUCAGACACCUGCAGAAUCUCACUAGUUCUUACAAAUGUCAAGUUAUAUAGAAGCUGUCUUAAGUUCCAGCAUGUUUUCUCAUUGAUUUGUGUCGCUUGAUCCUAAUAAAAGCAUGUUGUUCUUAAGCUCAUGUGGAAGUGCUAUGAGAUCGUUAAUUUGAAGGCACUGAAGAAAUGCAGAAAUGGUGUUUGCAACAAGACAUUCAAAAUGCUGUUGGUUUUUUUUUCUUUUUCUUUUUUAAAAAAAGAAGCCUCUCAAUUCAUUUGUUAGUUAUUUUCUGUAGUAUUGACGAAGUGGCUGACAGUCUAGAAGUUCUUGUAGACCAUUUCACUACCAAAUUAACUGUGAAGUAGAGUAGCAUUGACUGAAGUGUUUGGUGCUCUAAGAGGAAUUCUUGACAACAGGCAUUGAUGUUUUGUCUUGCAAAGAAAAGCUAUGCAGCUCUCUUAACUAAAAAACAUCAUGCUGCUUCUGUGCCCCAACUAUACCCCUAAGUUUACUACAUAGAUUGUACUACUGAAAGUCAUCUUUUGAAUACAGAAACUGCACUAAACUCAGUCUGCUGCAGAGAAAUUGUUAUUUCAGACCUGACCUAGUUACAGGCAGCUCUUCAGAAGACUGAUUGUAGGAUUCUUCCUUUGCAUGGUAAAUAAAUACUGCAAGAUUUGAGGUCUUGAACACAGCUUCUGACCUGGAUUUUUUUUUUUUUUCCACUGAAAUAAAUGUCUUGGCUCAUCCCCUCAUUGAAUAAGGUAUACACUUUGGACACAAGCAUUGUUUAAGGUUUAAUUAUGUUGUGAUACUGCAGAAAAGCAAAAUAUUUUACUUUCAAAACUAUGCAAAACUUGUGUAUAGUGGCAUCUGAUGCAAAGACAAGAAUUCUUAAAUUUCUUUGAACAUGGUUUUUGGCUACGGAUGAACAGUGCUUCUCUGAGUAGCAGCGGUGUGGUUCAGGUAUGUUAAAUGUAGUUUAAAUGUAGCAUACUGACCAGCCUAAGCUGGUUGUAACCUUGCUUCAAAACGUGUCUUUGCUAUUUUACUCUGAGCCAAGUAUUUUCAUAUAAAGACUGCAUUUGAUCAGUUUGUGUUUCUCUUUGAAGGACUCUGGAUUCUCAAUCACUUGUUGCUUCCUUACAUGUGUGCUGUCUGUUGCUUUAUGAAGCCUCUUAAAUUUGAGCGAUAACCUAUCAGUGUAAGUGUUCCUUGGGCAUGUAAGGUAUACUUUCAUAGGAAGCAUGAGAGCCUAUAAAUGAUGGCUUCAAUCUAUGCACCCUUAAACUUGUUCUUGCUCUUGAAUUAGGAGCUGGUUUAAUUACCUGGUGCCACAAUAGCAGUUACCUGUCAUGAAAGGCUUACUGUUUGGCUUUCUCCUCUUGUGUACGUGUGUAUAUAGAUGUUGAACCCUCUGACCAGCCUCUCAAAGUUUAAAUGAAAACUGUUUUAAUAGUGUCCAUCACUGGAUAAGCGCUAAUUUAACUCAUGAUUGUUUACAAAUUGGGAAAGAAUAAACAAAAGGGAAUAUUCCCUUUGGGGCUCUCAAGAGCCUGAGCAUUAUUUCUGUAAAGGGAAAAACAGCAUUUUUUGUGCCAUUUCAUGUGCCUGUAAAGUAAUUUUUUAUAUGUAUUAACAUCCUGGGACUGAGUGGGCUGCCUUUGUCUUCUAGUCAAGUUUCCAAGCAUUUUCCUCAAUACCUGCAUUUGAAAGUGAGACCUGCCUAAAAGACUGCCUUUUGGGACCAGUGAAAGCAUUCUUGUAGAGUUGUUGCUUUCUGUUUGUGUUAAAUGUAGUGUGUUUUGGGAUAAGGAUACAGUUAUUGCAGUGGGAAAGGUGGCCUUGUAUUUGAGACAGUCUUCACUGUGUAAACUUUAAAACACAAUAUGUAAUUUAAAGACCAUGAUCUUCCGGCAAUAAUAUCAAAUGUAAGCUUUUAAAGUUUAUUUUGGGGAUCAUAGCUUGUUUUAUUUUUUUUGUGCUACAAAAUUAACAGUAUUAAAUGAAUUAUAUUCUUAGACUAUAUGGAGUGUCUUUUCUUAAGAUUAGUGCCUUUUUAAUUUCUUACUCCACUUAGUUCAUAGAACUGGUCCCAACAUCAAGCCACUGUUCUUUUUGUCCCAGUGCCCUGUUUGUACAGUCUAAAUAAAACUUGCCUCAACUUACA